AUGGAGCUGGGAGAGAUUAACAAGACACGCAUCGUUCUAAUCCCUAAAUUUGAUAAGCCUAAGAACCUCUCUCAAUUCCGUCCUAUUAGCUUAUGUAAUGUGCUCUACAAGAUUAUUGCUACAGCUAUCGUUGCACGCAUGAGGCCUUUCUUAGGAUUCUGUAUAGAUGAAGCUCAAGGUGCUUUUAUCCCUGGCAGGCAAAUCUCUGAUAAUACCCUUAUUGCUUAUGAGGUUAUUCAUUCUCUAAAAAUGAAGAAAAGGGGUAAACAUGGGAACUUUGCACUCAAACUAGACCUUAGCAAGGCCUAUGAUCGGGUGGAGUGGGACUUCUUGGCCGGAAUGUUGUCUAGGUUGGAAGGGCUCUCUUGUUUGUUGAAGGAGGCGAAGAUUAAAAAUGAACUAAAAGGUGCUCCGAUCGGUAGGGAAAAAUUUUCGAUAUCUCAUUUGUUGUUUGCAGAUGAUUGCAUCAUUUUUGGUGAUGCCGCGAUUGAUGGUGCUUGUUCUGUCCGUAAUAUAUUAAAGGAGUAUGAGUUAGCUUCGGGGCAAAAAAUUAACUUGGGAAAAUCAUUAAUUUAUUUUGGUGCGAAUGUGGGAGAGGAACUCCGUGCUGAGAUUUGUGGUACCUUAGGAGUUAGUUGGGCUUCGAAUCCGGAUAAGUACUUGGGCCUUCCAAUGAUGGUGGGGAGGAAAAAGAAAUGGGCUUUCUCCAACUUUGUUGACAGGUUUCGGAAGCGUAUUUCGGGAUGGAGUAUUAGGUAUCUUUCGAUGGGUGGGAAAGAAGUGUUUAUUAAGGCGGUUCUUCAAGCGCUUCCGAUUUACGUUAUGCAAUACUUUGAGUUACCUAAAACUUUUUGUCAUCAGCUUGAAGCCAAAGUGGGGUCUUACCUUUCACUUACCUGGAGAAGUAUUUGUAGUGCCAGGGAUGUGUUUGACGAUGGGUUGCUGUGGCGGAUUGGCAGCGGUGCGAGGGUGAAUAUUUGGAAUGAUCCGUGGAUACCGGGCCCUGGGAGUGGUCGACUGUUAGUUCAUUCUAUGGAUACCCAAUGGACCACGGUAGAGCAACUUUUAAAUGCAGAGACUCGUACCUGGAAUAAAGAGGUUCUUUAUCAACUCUUUAGUGUUGAACAAGCUGAGCGUAUCAUCACUAUCCCCAUUGCUGGGUGUGGAUCUUCUGAUUUGCAAGUUUAUUCUGGAGAAUACUCAGUUAAGAGUAGAUAUAGGUUGUUGAUUACAUGUACGAUCAAGCAAACAGUAUCUGAGAGUUACAUGAAAAGGCGAUUACGAGCUGAUCCGGUGUGCCCUCUGUGCAAAUCAGAGACGGAGGAUUCCCAUCAUUUAUUAUGGUACUGUAAUGUCCAGCAGCAGUUGUGGUCUCUUUUGAAGCUCUCAAUGGAUUCUGGAGUUUUGACCUCGGAUGGAACAUCAAACUUUGUCAGUGUCUUUUUAGCAAUGAACAUGAAUGAAAAGAAACUUAGUGCUAUCUCGUUAUGGGCUCUUUGGUACAAGAGAAAUAAACUAGUCAAUGAGGGUUUAAAAUUUAAGCUCCAUGAUUUGGUUGGUUUUAUUCAGAGCUAUCAUCAGGAUUUAAGUUUUGUUAAAACUAAAGAUCUGACUGGUGGUAUGAGAAGGAACGAGCUGUGGAGACCUCCUAUGGCCGGGGUUAUAAAGCUGAAUUUUGAUGCCUCGUUUGCAAGUAUUUAUAAUAGUUCUAUUUCAGCGGUACUUAUAAGGGAUUCUGAGGGUCUAAUCAUGGGUGCAUGUACAUACCCGAUGGUGGAUAUCGCAGAUGCUUUUGUGGCCGAAGCGAGAGCUUGUGAGAGGGCUAUCUAUUUUGCUCUGGACAUGGGUUUUAGGAAGGUAAUCUUGGAGGGUGACUCGCUAACAGUUAUAAAGAAAUUAGUCUCAAACAGUACUGAUAGAUCUGUUCUCUGUUUUAUUUCACAACAUAUUCAAAGUCUGGCAGGAGCUUUUGAAAAGAUCACUUACAAUUUUAUACCCAGUGAGGCGAACAGAGCGGUGCAUGAGCUGGCGAUGAUAGGCCGAAAACAAAAAGCGCCUUGCUUUUGGGUUGAAGAGGCACCUGCAAAGGUUGUCGAGGUAGCGGAGUUAGAUCGCUAUGAAUGGUCUCGUCGGGGCUGCUUUGGGAGUGGGCUUUGA
Messenger RNA from Gossypium raimondii (Peruvian cotton), 2157 nucleotides. RefSeq lists its product as uncharacterized. The coding region runs from base 1 to 2157 and encodes 718 amino acids. The transcript is spliced from 4 exons. Gene Ontology annotation, molecular function: nucleic acid binding; RNA-DNA hybrid ribonuclease activity. The record is from RefSeq and is a predicted model, not a curated record. Lineage: Eukaryota; Viridiplantae; Streptophyta; Magnoliopsida; Malvales; Malvaceae.